Molecule: messenger RNA, 930 nt
Organism: Cyanidioschyzon merolae strain 10D
Lineage: Eukaryota; Rhodophyta; Bangiophyceae; Cyanidiales; Cyanidiaceae
Exons: 1
Coding region: 1-930 (309 amino acids)
Source: RefSeq, a predicted model, not a curated record
AUGAAUAGGCUCUCUAUAAAUUCUAACUCAUGUGUCUGUAGAAAACAGAUUGAUUUGGCAGCAUCCGGACGACACGCUCUGCGUCGGUGCGAGGGGCUGCGGCCGGCCACAGCACGGCUAGCACAAGUCUGCGGCUUCGUCGCGGGCCCAGCAACGACAUGGAACCGGGAUCAGGGAAAGACCCAACAGUGUCGGACUUGUGCCCGUUGCUGUUUCAAGUAUGGGCUUCGGGGGGCGAAUUUCUCGCUUGCUGCUCGAGCCCGGUCCCAUUCUCGACUCGUCUGCUGCGAGGGCCAAAGCGUCCAGCACGGGCGCACUGAGCGCUCCCCCGUCGGGUGCAGCAGCGAGCUUCGUCGAAACAACAAGGGCGGCGGAUCAGGCCCCGAGACCGAGAUCACCGUAGAACCCGAGGUAAGCACGGCAACGAUCGCACGCGAGGUUGAGCGAUCGUUUGAUACGGUUCUCCAGGAGCUGGCGGCGAUUCAGUCGGACUCGCCGCGAAACGUGGCGAUUCUAGGAACCCGCCAUUGCUCAUACUUGCACCAGCAAAUCAUUGAACUCCUGACGUUUGCCAACGUGCUCCUGGGAAACCAUGUCAUCACCUCGGGGGGUAUCGGUAGCAAUAUGGCCGUGAUCCGUGGGGCGCUGCGGGCCGACAAGCCCGAACUCUUGACUGUCGUGCUGCCGCAGAGUGUCGAGAAGCAGCCUACUGAAGUGCGCGAAUUGUUGGAACGUGUGACACAGGUUGUGGAAAUGAAGCAGAAUGAUAGCUUACCGUUAGAUGUCGCGAGUAGACUAUGCAACUCAGAUAUCAUCAGCAGAGCGGAUCGUUUCAUAAGUUUCGCGUUCCACGAUAGUGAAGUGGUGCUGGAAGCCGCCAGGGAGGCUAAGGCACUGAACAAAGUAGUCACUUUACUGUAUUUGGACUAG